Molecule: messenger RNA, 540 nt
Organism: Diutina rugosa
Lineage: Eukaryota; Fungi; Ascomycota; Pichiomycetes; Serinales; Debaryomycetaceae
Gene: RMP1
Product: Rmp1p
Exons: 1
Coding region: 1-540 (179 amino acids)
Biological process (GO): nuclear-transcribed mRNA catabolic process, RNase MRP-dependent; maturation of 5.8S rRNA from tricistronic rRNA transcript (SSU-rRNA, 5.8S rRNA, LSU-rRNA)
Cellular component (GO): ribonuclease MRP complex
Molecular function (GO): rRNA primary transcript binding
Source: RefSeq, a predicted model, not a curated record
AUGGCAGUGUCCACCACCAAAGCCCCCCCAGCCCUAGUCAACGAGUACCAGAUCGUCCAUCUCAUAUACUACCGCAGUCGCAACCAGCACCGAAUAAGUACAUGGUGGAAAUACUUCUCGAUCCUACACCGCAAGCUCCGGUGGGUGGUGGAUAAUCCUGAGGAUGGCGUGACUAUCCGCUACCUCCGCAAGCGGCUAUUGCCUAAAUGCUACUGGGAGUUUAACCUGAUGGUUGCCCUUGGCCAGUUUAUCAACUUGGGGAUCGCUCUAAUCGGGGUGGUGGCGAAAGUGGACGCUUUACUCGCCGAAUUAGAGCCUCAGGCUAAGUUUCCUAAAACCACUCGCAAAGUUCCGACGGUGGCGCGCGUCGAUACAGUUUCCGGCGCCGGCAGCGCCGACAGCACUGUCGACAUGAGUGCCAUCGCCGCCAUCACCGACACCUUCGCAACCACCAAGGCCAAAUCGAGCAAAAAGGACAAGAAAGACAAGAAAAAGAAGAAAAAGGCUAAGCUGGCCAUCGACGAUAUCUUUGGCAGUUAA